Messenger RNA from Radiomyces spectabilis, 1362 nucleotides. Its product is annotated as tRNA synthetases class I (M)-domain-containing protein. The record is from RefSeq and is a predicted model, not a curated record. Gene Ontology annotation, biological process: methionyl-tRNA aminoacylation. Gene Ontology annotation, molecular function: methionine-tRNA ligase activity; ATP binding. The transcript has 7 exons. NCBI's taxonomy places the organism in Eukaryota, Fungi, Mucoromycota, Mucoromycetes, Mucorales, Radiomycetaceae. Bases 1 to 1362 code for a protein of 453 amino acids.
AUGGCACCCCUUGACUUUUGCGAUAAAGUAUCGCAGAGUUUCAAGAGCCUCUGUGACAGAGCUGAUAUCGGCUACACAACGUUUAUGCGAACCACGGAACCUCGACAUAAGGAAGCAGUGGCUGCUCUAUGGAACGAAUUGUUGAAAAACGGAUACAUAUACAAAGGGAAACACGAGGGUUGGUAUGCAGUAUCAGACGAAGCGUUUUACGCAAGUAAUCAAGUGGAAGAACGGUUCGAUGAAGUAACUGGCGAAAAAGUGAUGGUUGCUAUCGAAUCCGGGCAACGCGUUGAAUGGACAACAGAGGAAAAUUACAAGUUCAAACUCUCUGCUUUCCAAAACAAACUUUUGCAAUGGAUUGAGAAUAAUCCAAAAGCUAUUGUUCCCAGUAACCGUCGCAACGAGGUAGUGUCAUGGAUUCAAGCUGGACUUGCCGAUCUUUCGAUAUCUCGUCUACGAUCACGACUUGAUUGGGGAAUCCAAGUACCCAAUGAUUCGGAACACACGAUUUACGUUUGGCUUGAUGCGCUCACCAAUUACCUCACAGCCACUGGGUAUCCCUGGAUCGAGGAUUCAGCAGAAAAGGAAGCAUGGCCGGCCAAAGUGCAUGUUGUGGGCAAAGACAUCGUAAGAUUCCAUGCUAUUUACUGGCCUGCUUUUCUUAUGGCGGCCGGCCUACCUUUGCCAACACAAAUUUUAGCGCACGCCCAUUGGACCAUGGGUAAACAGAAAAUGUCAAAGAGCCGGGGCAACGUAGCAGAUCCAUUUGAAAUUCUGGAUAAAUACGGGGUGGAUCCUGUUCGUUAUUACCUUGUACGUGAUGGAGGGUUGGCCGAUGACGGAGAUUAUUCCGAAGACAUGAUCAAAAAGCGAUACAAAAAGGAUUUGGCUGGACAAUUGGGUAAUUUAUUGAAUCGAAGUUCAUCUUCAUCGUUGAAUCCUGAGGGUGUUGUUCCUGGUCUUGCUGGUGAACUAGACGAACGCGAUGUCACGCUGCACCAGGCGUUGUCUCAAUUACUGCCGACGUUUGAUGAAGCUUUUGAGAAUCGUGAGUUUAACAAAGGCUUUUCCGCUGUCUUUGAUAUGCUAGCCGAAGCGAACAGACACUUCACCGAUAAUGAACCAUGGAACCUUGUGAAGGACCCUUCACAGAAAGCCAGAUUAGACACCGUGCUUCAUUAUGCCAUGGAAUCUUGCCGUAUCGCUGGCAUUCUUCUGCAACCUGUCAUGCCAACUAAGAUGAAUCAUUUGUUGACGCGUCUCGGUGUUGCUCAGGACAAGCGUACAUUAGCCGAUGCUCAAUUGUCCGGCGAUCGUAGACCUUUAGGCAUCGAUUCCGGCGUCUUAUUCCCUCGCUUGUAA